AAGCGGCGGCCGCGCGGGGGGGGGUGGCGGUGCCCGGCGGGGGCUUCGGCGCCGUUCGGCUCCGCUCGGCUCCGCUCGGCUCCGUUCGGGGCUCGGCCCGGGGUUCGGGGCUCGGCACGGCUCGGCUCAGCCCGGUUCGGCUCUCUUCGGCCCAGCUCGGCUCCGCUCAGCCCCGCACAGCUCCGCUAGGCUCAGUUCGGCUCCGCUCGGCUCAGUUCGGCUCUGUUCGGCCCAGCUCGGUUCGGGACCCCCGUAAGGAUCGGGUUCAGCGGCGCGGAGCUGAGCCGGAGCUGGAGCGCAUCCCCGUGUCCCGAUCCGCGGUGCGGAGAGGAGCUGGGGGGGGGCCCGGGUCCGCCCGGUGCCGGCGAUGUUCCCCCAAAAUCGGCCGCCGGGCCACCUCCCGGCCCCCUCGGCCCCCUCAGGCCCCACCACCCCACAGUCCCUCAAGCUGACUUACCCCGAGACCUUGGAUCGCAUCAAGGAGGAGUUCCAGUUCCUGCAGAACCAAUACCACAGCCUGAAGUUGGAAUGCGAAAAGCUGGCGACGGAGAAAACCGAAAUCCAGCGACACUACGUGAUGUACUAUGAGAUGUCCUACGGGCUGAAUAUCGAGAUGCACAAACAGACGGAGAUCGCCAAGCGGCUGAACGUCAUCUGCGCGCAGCUCAUCCCGUUCCUAUCGCAGGAGCACCAGCAGCAGGUGGUCCAGGCAGUGGAGCGUGCCAAGCAGGUGACUAUGAGCGACCUGAACGCGGCCAUCGGGCACCAGCUCCAAACGCAGCACCUCUCGCACCACGCCCCCCCCAUCCCGCUGACCCCCCACCCCUCUGGGAUGCAGCCCCCCACCCUGGCCGGGCUGGGCAGCGCUUCGGGGCUGCUGGCGCUUUCGGGGGUGCUGGGGGGGGCCCAGCUCCUCACCAAGGAUGACCGUGGGGUCCACGACGGCGAGCACAGGGAGCGAGACCCGGGUCCUAGCUCUUUGGUGCUGCCCAACGGGGACCGGGCACGAGCCAUCUCUGAGUACCUGAGCAGCAGCAAAAAGAGGAAGGUGGAGGAGAAGGACUUUGUGACAGACUAUGGCAGCGAUGCGGACAAAAGCGAAGACAACCUGGUGGUGGAUGAGGACCCCUCGUCCCCACACAGCGUCCAUUCCUACUCCUCCCGUGAGAACGGGUUGGAGAAGCUGCCGCUGGGGCGGAAGGAGCCGGCGCCGCUCAGCCCCACCUCCAUGGCCUCCUCCAGCAGCGCGUCCCCAUCGCGCAGCAAGGACGCAGCCAUGGUGGAGAAGGCAGGGACACCCAGCCUCAAGUCCAGCACCCCCACAUCUCAGGGUGAUGCGGCAGCGCCGGGAUCCAGCGGUGCCCAACAGUUCCGCCCCACUGCAGCCAAAGCCCCCGUGGACUCCCUGGCCCUGGGCCUGAGGACCCCGCUGGGCGUGCAGAGCCCCUACUCCUUCAGCAUGGCUCACCCCGCUGUCAAUGGGGACAUGGCUGGGGCGGGCGCCUACGCCAGCCUGCACCUCGUGUCCCCGCAACUCAACGGCACCGCGGCCGCCGGCACCUAUGGCCGAUCCCCACUGGUCGGCUACGACCCUCACCCUCACAUGCGCGUGGCUGGGCUGGCGGCCGGAAUGCAAGUGGGGACAUCGGGGAAACCCGCCUACUCCUUCCACGUCAGCGCCGACGGGCAGAUGCAGCCGGUGCCGUUCCCCCCCGACGCCCUCCUGGGCUCCGGCAUCCCCCGGCAUGCGCGGCAGCUGCACAGCCUGGCCCACGGCGAGGUGGUCUGCGCCGUCACCAUCAGCAACUCCACGCGCCACGUCUACACCGGGGGCAAAGGCUGCGUCAAGGUGUGGGACGUGGGGCAGCCGGGCGCCAAGACGGCCGUGGCCCAGCUGGACUGCUUGAACCGCGACAACUACAUCCGCUCCUGCAAGCUGCUCCCCGACGGCCGCAGCCUGAUCGUGGGGGGGGAGGCCAGCACCCUGUCCAUCUGGGACCUGGCGGCCCCCACGCCCCGCAUCAAGGCCGAGCUCACCUCCUCCGCCCCUGCCUGCUACGCCCUGGCCAUCAGCCCCGACGCCAAAGUCUGCUUCUCCUGCUGCAGCGACGGCAACAUCGUGGUGUGGGACCUGCAGAACCAGAGCCUGGCAGUUCCAAGGCCACACGGACGGAGCCAGCUGCAUCGACAUCUCCAACGAUGGCACCAAGCUGUGGACGGGGGGGUUGGACAACACGGUGCGCUGCUGGGACCUGCGGGAGGGGCGGCAGCUGCAGCAGCACGACUUCAGCUCGCAGAUCUUCUCCCUGGGGCACUGCCCGACGGGCGAGUGGCUGGCGGUGGGCAUGGAGAGCAGCAACGUGGAGAUCCUGCACGUCACCAAGCCCGACAAAUACCAGCUGCACCUCCACGAGAGCUGCGUCCUCUCCCUCAAGUUCGCCGCCUGCGGGAAGUGGUUUGUGAGCACGGGGAAGGACAACCUGCUCAACGCCUGGCGCACGCCCUACGGAGCCAGCAUCUUCCAGUCCAAGGAAACUUCCUCCGUCCUCAGCUGCGACGUCUCCACCGACGAUCAGUUCAUCGUCACCGGCUCCGGAGACAAGAAGGCGACGGUCUACGAAGUCAUUUACUGAGAGACACGGAGGUGACGGCCUGGGUCUGUUCCCUGAGAGCAGACGGACUCACAGCCAUGGGGACGGACAGACGGACUCUGACGCAGAGGGGUGGCAGCCCAGGCCUGGAGCCAUUGGCGAUGGGGACCCUGCAGUGCUGGGAGGCAGCUGCUGCUCGCAGGGCCCUUCCCAGAGGUUUCCUCCUCCUUUGGUUCGUUAUUGGUUGGUUUGUUUCUAAACGGGGGUUGGGGGAGCGAAGGGGGCUUUCUUUUGUAAUGUCAUUUUUUUGUGUUUUUUUUUGUUAAAUGCUGGGCAGGAUGAGAGCUCUCCUCAUCUCCCCCUGCACCCAACCAGGGCAUAAUUUAAUAAUAAAAAGCAAACAGCAGCGCGGUGCAUCGCAGGGCAGGGGCUGAUGGGGCUGGGGGCUGCUCUGCACGGAGCCGGGGGGGGACAGAGGGCAUUUCAGCCCCUCAUGGCAUUUCAGCACCCCCAGGGGCCGAGUCCCCGUGUAAAUCAAGGUCCUCCCCAUCACCCCAUGGUGCCCUAGAGGAACUCAGCCCCCCCCCCCACCACCCCAGCAACCACUCUUUCAUUUUUGU
Messenger RNA from Tympanuchus pallidicinctus (lesser prairie-chicken), 3211 nucleotides. RefSeq names its product transducin-like enhancer protein 1. Gene Ontology annotation, biological process: regulation of DNA-templated transcription; negative regulation of canonical Wnt signaling pathway. Gene Ontology annotation, cellular component: nucleus; transcription regulator complex. Lineage: Eukaryota; Metazoa; Chordata; Aves; Galliformes; Phasianidae. The coding region runs from base 368 to 2917 and encodes 849 amino acids. The transcript is spliced from 21 exons. The record is from RefSeq and is a predicted model, not a curated record. Gene Ontology annotation, molecular function: protein binding; transcription corepressor activity.